AUGGAAAUGGAGCUUGAUGCUUCAUAUCAGUGCAAUCGUAGCCUCAGCAACAGUAAGAAUCCAUCUUCUUCCUCCUCCUUCCGCCUCCGCAGUCCAAGUCUCAACUCCCUCCGCCUCCGCCGUAUCUUCGAUCUCUUCGACAAGAACAGUGAUAACAUGAUCACUAUGGACGAGCUCGGUCAAGCGCUUGGUCUUCUCGGUCUGGAUGCCGGAUUAUCCGAAUUAGAAUCAAUGGUCCAAUCAUAUAUUGAACCAGGAAAUACUGGUCUCAGAUUCGAAGACUUCGAGACUUUGCAUCGUUCGUUGAAUGACGUCUUUUUCGGGUUGGAUGAUGAAAAUAUCGAUGAAGAGUCGGAUCUUACUGAGGCAUUCAAGGUUUUCGACGAGGACGGGGACGGGUACAUUUCGGCGAAGGAAUUGCAGGUUGUUUUGGGGAAAUUAGGGUUGCAAGAAGGGAUGGAAAUUGAGAGAGUUGAGAAAAUGAUAUCUUCCGUUGAUCGGAAUCACGACGGGAGAGUAGAUUUCUUUGAGUUCAAGGAUAUGAUGCGCAGUGUUAUGAUUCCUUCUUGA
Molecule: messenger RNA, 570 nt
Organism: Fraxinus pennsylvanica
Lineage: Eukaryota; Viridiplantae; Streptophyta; Magnoliopsida; Lamiales; Oleaceae
Source: the annotation of a GenBank genome assembly